Molecule: messenger RNA, 285 nt
Organism: Angiostrongylus costaricensis
Lineage: Eukaryota; Metazoa; Nematoda; Chromadorea; Rhabditida; Metastrongylidae
Source: the annotation of a GenBank genome assembly
AUGUCCGAAAUUUUGAAACUCCUGAAUCGGUUGACUGACGUCUGGGUUGUUGGCAAGUGUAAGUGUUUCAUGCAGCGAUCAAAAUCCACUACUCAUAUUGACUGCUUUAUUUUGGAACAAUGGGUUCUCGAAGAGCUAAAUGAAUGUGCCAGGCUUAUCAGCUUUGGGUAUGAAUUUCGCACUGGGACUCCCGCCAUGGAAGAUUCGAUAAUUUACGCGGAAAGUCUCGACAGUCUACGAACAGAAGCUCGUGACGAUUUUGCUUAUAGAAAGUCUAGUUCCUAG